Molecule: messenger RNA, 1839 nt
Organism: Scatophagus argus
Lineage: Eukaryota; Metazoa; Chordata; Actinopteri; Scatophagidae
Gene: htatsf1
Product: HIV-1 Tat specific factor 1
Exons: 10
Coding region: 211-1545 (444 amino acids)
Biological process (GO): mRNA splicing, via spliceosome
Cellular component (GO): U2-type spliceosomal complex; U2 snRNP
Molecular function (GO): RNA binding
Source: RefSeq, a predicted model, not a curated record
ACACAGGAAGUACUUAGGAAUAAACGUUAGCGGGCUGUAAUCAUGAAUGUAUUUUAUGGCGGUGAUUAACGGUAGCUUCAGAGUAAGCAUAUUUUUUUUUAAAAAAACGCUAAGUAUAUUAUUAAAACACAGAAGCCCAGUGUAUUCUGUGGUUGGCCCUUCGCACCUAUUUACCAGUUUUGAGUUUGCCAGGACUGCCAACCGGGAAAGAUGAGUGGUGAAGCAGAAGCCAACAAAGAGUUUGUGGAGCAACUGCGCAUGCAGGAACUCUAUAGCCAGCGAAAUGAGGAUGGCUCUGACCCCUACACCUACACCGACCCAGAGGAUGGGACUGUAUAUGACUGGGACCAUGAAAAGAAGGCCUGGUUCCCUAAAAUAACAGAGGACUUCAUUGCAGCCUACCAGGCCAAUUAUGGCUUUACUCAGGAAGGAGAUCCAGAUGUGAACAGUGCUGCAGUGAGCAGCACUGACCAGCCAGCAGCCCCGGGACCAGACAGCAAACCCCCCGAAAAGGAGAAACCUGCAGAUGCCACCCAGAACCCAAACGCAGACCAGCAUGAGACUCCAGUGAAAGAAGCCAAGCAGAAAGGGGAGAAGAGGAAAGCAGAUGCAGGAUGGUUUGAUAUUGACGACAAUAAAAACACAAACGUUUAUGUGUCAGGCCUUCCUCCUGACAUCAGCACUGAGGAGUUUGUUGAGUUGAUGUCUAAGUGUGGCAUUGUGAUGCGGGACCCUGUGACUGAAGAGUACAAGGUCAAACUCUACAAGGACAGAGAAGGAAAUCUGAAGGGAGAUGGGCUCUGCUGCUAUCUCAAGAAGGAGUCGGUGGCCUUGGCUAUGCGUCUGAUUGAUGAGUCCGAGAUCCGAGGUUACAGAAUCCAUGUGGAACCAGCAAGGUUUGAGCUAAAGGGCCAGUAUGAUGCCAGCAAGAAGAAGAAGAAGAGCAAAGAUUAUAAGAAGAAGAUGCUGCAGCAACAGAAACAGUUGGACUGGAGGCCGGAGAAACAAGGAGAACUGAGAAAGAGGCAUGAAAAAGUCGUCAUCAUCAGAAACAUGUUCCAUCCCAGUGAUUUUGAGGAAGACCCACUGGUACUAAAUGAGUAUCGUGAGGAUCUGCGGACAGAGUGUGAGAAGUUCGGCGGGGUCAAGAAGGUCAUCCUCUUUGAUAGACACCCGGAUGGCGUGGCAUCAGUUGCAUUCAAGGAGCCCGAGGAAGCCGAUGCAUGCAUUCAGUCGUUCAAUGGUCGCUGGUUUGGAGGAAGGCAGCUGUCUGCUCAGCUUUGGGAUGGAACGACGGACUAUCAGGUGGAAGAGACGACGCGAGAGCGAGAGGAGCGGCUCAAGGGUUGGUCUGCGUUCCUGGAGGGAGGUAACCAAGACCAGCAGAACAACACCGUGAAGCCAGCAGAGGGCAGCACCACCUCAGAACCCACAGCACCCUCCAGCACCACGGAGCCCGAACCGCAAACAGUCACAGAACCACAGGAACAGGAAGUGGACUCUACAGACAGCAGUCUCGCAGGAAGUGACGAUGAGGAAGCCUAAACACUUACAUGCACAUCUUUGGUCCCCAUGGCAACCAAAUUGGACAGUCUUGCAGGCAAGGAGGAGAUUUGGACAGUUUGAGCUGUUUUGUAAUGUAGAAAAAUAAAAUUAUGACUUGUUAGACUAUGUCUAUCCUAUUUUCAUCAUUUUGUUUUACAUUGUAAUUAGACCUGCACUUCACCAGCUGGUUAGCUACAGCUUUCCCCAAAUUUCUGUGUGUCAGUUUGUUGGUUUGAGUAUUGUACUGAUGAUCCUAAAAUAUUACUGAAUUACAGAAGAUAACUGAGACUGAAA